Molecule: messenger RNA, 4397 nt
Organism: Amoebophrya sp. A120
Lineage: Eukaryota; Dinophyceae; Syndiniales; Amoebophryaceae
Source: the annotation of a GenBank genome assembly
CAGAAAUAAGUUGAGAGCUGUGCUGCGCAUGUUCUGAAAGAAUAUGAAACCCGAUGGAAAUAUACAAGAAGAUUUUUCUCAUCGCCGCAAAAUGACUACUCUACUCACGGCGCGCUAUUGUGAGUUGAGUAUCGAACAACAUAAAGGAACCAUCACCAAAACCCGGCGUGCUGUUUUGUCUGUGCCAGUCACAUCCUCGCCUUCCUUUUUUUGAUGAAUCCAGGACCCACACGUAAUUUUUUUUCUCGGAGCUGCAGGAAAAAUAACAGAAGCAGUAGUAGCAGCACCCAACAGUGAUUCUGAUUUCGUUUCGUGCAGACGAAGACUGUCGACGCACCUUACAACACCUAGAACAAAUUCUACUCACUGAACAAACCGGUGCGCGGACACGUACUUACUUACCUACGCGGGAAAUAAUAGUAGUUGCCGUCACUGCAACGGAGUAGAAAAAAGAUGAGCAGUUAUCGGCGCGGGCGCGACUACCGCGACGACGACUAUUACGGACCGGAGUACAAGCGCCGGUCCCGUGGCCCUGAACCUCCGCGGGGCAAAGACGGGUACGGCAGCAACUACCGGGACGACCGUGACUACCCGCGGUCGCGCGGAUCCAAAGGCGGUUACUACGAUGCGCGAGGCGACGAUUAUGGGCGUGGCGGGUAUAAUAACAGUUUUCCUGCUCUUUCUCCGCAUACGAAUAGCUCGCUGCGAAGGUCGUGACAUAUCACAAAGAACAGUCUGGCCACUACUACAAGUACAACCUGGCUGAUGAUAUUCCGGCAGUAGGGUUGGUAAAACAAAGAACCAAAAAUCCACUAGUGCAGAGGAAGAUCAGGAAUGAAAAGAACAGGCAUGUUGACAAUGACUCCCUCAAGGCGGUGAAUAAUAACGAGCAGUAGAAGUAGUCUUGAUGAGCAACUGAGAACAAUCGCUCCUGAAGAGGCCGAAGUAGAUAAAAUCCCGUGGUCCACUCAGAUAUGGAUCCGAAAUUUGACAUAAGAGCGUUUUCAUCCUCUUUGAUAUUCUCGACGGUAAGAGAUGAAAAUUGGGGCAUUAGCCUUUCUCUUGCGUUGUACACGCUUCCUCGUUCUGGUUUCAUGCAAAAAAUAAGAACCGCCGUGCAGUGGCAGUGCACAGGAACGUAAACAACGACACUUGUCGCCUAGACGAGGACGCUGGAGUGGGUGACGUGAGUCGAUCAGGGCAAAGAUUAAAACCCUUGUCGCCGGAAAAUCAGAUCCACAACUUCACUGAAUAAGUCCCUCCCAUGCGGCGUCGCUAGAAGCGACAGAAACCGCCCUGCGCCGCUAGUUGUACGUCAUCCGCGAGAAAAAAAGUAGCACAGCAGCCAGCAGCUACUUCAUCCAUUCAAAUGAAAAGAGUCCCCAAAUAAAACCAAAAUAACAAAAAGGCGAGAUAAGGGCGACAGAGACCGUCCGCGCGCUUACAGCAGUUACCGUGAAGGGAAGGGCGGUCGCAGUGCUUACGAUCCGCCGGCGGGCAGCAGAAACACGCACGGCGAAAAUUUUGAUCCGAGAUAUCCGCAGGGGCUUGUGAAUAGUUUGCGUCUUCUGAUCCCGGACCAGUAUGUGCAGAGAGUCAUUGGUAAGUACUUACAACUCGUCUUAGAAGCGACAUGCUGAGUUGCGUUCUUGCAGCGGCUACUUUUUCUCGCCCUCUUGUAGCACAUUUAUAUCUUCGCUGGAAAUUUUUUUCUAUUCCCAUCCACAGGUGAGCGCGGCGACGUGGUGCGGAGAAUCGGGCAGGAGUGCCACGUGUUCAUCAAAAUCUCCUCGCAGCCCUUCAAGACGAAUGACCACUGCACCGACCGCGUGGUGUCGAUCUGCCCCAUGGACGCAGACGGCAAGAAAGGCGACAGCAAGUGGAAGAACGCCAUCGAGCAGUGCACCCGGGCGCUGUGCCGGGUGAUGCAGGAGGCAUUUCCGCACGUCGAAAAGGAGAAGGACGGGGUGCACAAGUGUGUGGUGCUAGCGCCGGCCAACUGCGCCGGGCUGAUCAUCGGGCCCAAAGGCAGCCGCGUGGCGCAGGUGAAGAACAACCACGACGUGGACAUCCAGCUGACCAAGCCGCCGCACGGCCAGUACGACGAGGAGGUGCUGUUCAAGGGAAGUCUGAAGAACAUCGAGGCGGUGCUGAACCAGCUGAACGACGUGCUGAAAGUGUACUGGGCCAACAUCGACCGCGAGGACCAGCGAGCCUCGCAAGUGCUGCAGGCUAACAAGCUCAUCAAGGAAAACGCGAAAGGUAUGUUUUCUUUUGGGUGUACCUGUACUUCAUCUUCACUUUUGAUAUUGUCCUGGUGAGUCUAUCGAAAUCAUCAGCUUGGAAUACACAGAGCCAUUGAAUUUCAUCUGCACGAAAAGAGGCGGACCGUGCGAAGAUGAAUAAUUUUCGAAAAAAUCACUUUCCUCACUGACUACAGGCGGCGACCUGAUCCCGGGCGCGAAAACUUACGAGUUGGAAGAGAAAGAGGAGCAGUCCAAGGUGUCCGCUGCGCCCGUGUCAAAAAGAACCAGCAAGGCUGCGGGUGACGCGGAUUUGGAGAGCAGCCAGGAGCAGAGCCAGGGCGGCGACCGCGAGAAGGAGGGGGACGAAGCAGGAGUAGAUGCGGACAAAGCGUCGCAGCGGGGUAGCAAGGAGGUCGUCGAGGAGGAGGACUUCGGGGACGAUCGGGAGGACAGCAAGAGCGAGAAGAGUAGUGCCCACGACGAGGAGUCGGAUGUAGCGCCUGUGCAUCACGAGAACAAUCCGUUCCGCGACGAUGACGCGGAGGUGUCGCAGCGCAAAAGCACGAAGAGAAUCGCGUCGAAGCGCAUCGCGGACCCCGGGAACGACGAGACCCGGAAGCCGCGAAGCUGGCCCAGCGAGCCGGGACUGGACAAGAUGUGGUCCACGUGUCCCGACAUCCCAGUGGAGCGACAGCGGCAACGCGCGUUCCAGCUGGCGCUGCCCAAGGGCAUCACGAAACAGGACAUCCUGGGCAAGGACGGGUGGCUCGUCCGGGUAUUCUACUUCAGAAUUUCGUUUUGAUGCGUGUCAUUCUGUGAGCCACACACAUCCAAAUAUUUUUUUUCGCACAACACCACCCAGAGUCAGCAUGUCGUGAAUGGCUUACUUCUCAUUGUUGUAAAAUGAAAUGGAAGUUGCAUUUUGUACUUCUUCUGUAACAACAGGAAAUCCGCGCGGAAUGCGAAGAGACAGGGUUGGGAAGAUUGAACCAAAUUGUCGUGAUGGAGAGCAACGAGGAAGUGCAAGUUCACUGCACCGACGGUGUCCUUCCCUACGUGGUCGGCCGCGUCAGCCGACAGUAUGAUUUUCUUCAUCUUUUUGUGGUUUGUACGAAGAUUUUUGUUUUUCAUUCUCUCGAACUUAGUAUCCAAUUUUGUACUCCAAUAUUCGCAUGCUCUUCGUGUUUGAGUUGCGGAAUUUGAUGACUGAUGUUUUGAAGAUCGAUGAAAAUAACGACGGAUGAACACAGGUUUCGCAUCGUGGAGGCCCGGUAUUUGGAGAAGUUUCUCGGAAGGAAAAACGCGUCCUACAAGGAAUUGCACCGACGUGCGCCGAAGGACUCCGAGGUGGAAAUGUUCGCCCUCGUGGCGAAAGAACUGCCCCGCGAAGAGAACCGUGUUUUGGUGCACCGCAACACGCUCGAUCGGGACGAGCCGGCUAAGUCCGCGAAGGUGUGGGUCGAUCGCACGACUGGAGAGAUCACGGAGCCGCAGCCUGGGGACGCGGACUACCACCUGCCAAAGUACCACGCGAACCGGGAGGCACGAAAGAGAAAAACCUCGGCGCCCCGCAACAUGGCCGGCGCGGCCAAACCAAAGAUCGCGGCGCGGCAACCCAGUCGCAGUGUCGAGGAGGAAGACGCCGGUGUGGCGGAUUUCCCAGCGGCCGACUGAGUCUGCAGACCGGAGGAGGACGCCUGCCGAGUGCUGGGUGUAGUUGCAACCAUCUUUCUCUGCAGAAACAAUUCUGCGCAAAAGAAGUUGAGUACGGACACGGAGCGCAUUCGAUCUGGAAAGAUGGAAGGCCUAUUUUGACAUAGUAGAGGAGCGCGGACUCUUCCAAACGCAAACGCAUCACUACAUAGUUCUUUUUCGACGCAACCAAAUUUUCUUCAUGGACAACGAAUUUGAAUUUGAUGUUAUGGCUCGAUAUUGUUUGAAAGACCUUGGUCUUGGAUCACGGAAAAAGGAAAAACUGGGAUUGAUAAUACAAGAAAAAUAGUUGAUAGAUACGGCAGCUGCGCGCAAAAGAGAUUUUACUUCGAGCUCACUUGACCUCAUUCGGGGUUUCGCUUUCGUUAUGCGAGAUGACCAAUCGCAUACGGUUACGGUGGUGUCCCAGGUAAACACGUGGAAGUAGACGUGGUGUUC